Messenger RNA from Cuscuta epithymum, 3583 nucleotides. The record is from the annotation of a GenBank genome assembly. Lineage: Eukaryota; Viridiplantae; Streptophyta; Magnoliopsida; Solanales; Convolvulaceae.
AAAAAAAUGACCAAAUCGGAGGCCUGGCCCGGACCCGGACCGGUCCCGGUGGCUACCCGGGCCGGUCCCGGGCCUUCCUUCCAAAAAAAAGUCCGGCCGGGCCCGGCCCGGAACCGGCCCGGGUCCAUGACUACUCAGAAAGAGUUGAAUAUGAGACAGAGGAGAUGGAUGGAGUUGAUCAAGGACUAUGACUUGAUCAUCGAAUACCAUCCCGGAAAGGCCAAUGUGGUGGCCGAUGCACUGAGCAGGAAGAGUACGUCGGAGACGUUACUCACAUGUCUACAGGCAUUGAGGGCACGUGUGGAGGUGUCCACGUGCGGGACCCUCAUUGCUAGAUUCAAAGUUAGGCCUACAUUGUUGGGUGAGAUCAGCAGGUGUCAGGCCAUUGAUGAGGAAUGUCAGAAGAUCCAUGAACGGAUCCUUGAGGGGCCCGUUGAGAACUUCCGAGUAAGUGAUGACAGUCUAUUAUUGUUUAAGGAUCGUGUAUGCAUACCAAAGAAUGAAGAACUCCAGAAGUCUAUACUUGAGGAGGCUCAUUCUUCAGCUUAUGCUAUGCAUCCAGGAGAUACUAAGAUGUACCGAGAUUUGAAGGAAAGUUACUCGUAGUCAGGUAUGAAGAGAGACAUCGUAGAGUAAGUGAGUCGAUGUCUUACUUGCCAACAAGUUAAGGCAGAGCAUCAGCACCCGGCAGGGCUUUUGCAGCCACUCACCAUCCGAGAGUGGAAGUGGGAGCACGCGACCAUGGACUUCGUGGUGGGGCUACCACGAACAGUGAACAACUAUGACGCAGUAUGGGUAGUGGUUGAUAGGCUCACCAAGAGUGCACACUUUUUGCCUAUCAACAUUACCUAUCCUCUCUAAAGAUUGGCCAAGCUAUACACGGAGGAGAUUGUGAGAUUACAUGGAGUCCCGAUAUCCAUUGUCUCGGAUAAAGAUCCACAAUUCACAUCCCGAUUUUGGCCAAAGUUUCAAGCAUCGUUGGGAACUAAACUGAAGUUUAGCACAGCUUUUCAUCCACAGAUGGAUGGACAGUCCGAGCGAGUGAUACAGAUUUUGGAAGACAUGCUUAGGGCAUGUGCUCUGGAGUUCCAAGGAAGUUUGCCUAUAACAACAGUUAUCAGGCAAGUAUCGGCAUGCCUCUAUAUGAGGCAUUGUAUGGGAGGAAAUGUAGAACACUGUUGUGUUGGGACGAGGUUGGCGAGGCCAAACUCAAAGGGCCAAGGCCAAGGUGAGGAUCAUUCAGGAUAGACUGAAGGCUGCUCAAGACCGACAGAAGAGUUAUGCUGAUAAACGGUUGAGAGCGUUGGAAUUCGAAGUCGGUGAUGAGGUUUUUCUAAGGAUUUCUCCUUGGAAGGGCAUCAUUCAAUUUGUAUCGAGGGGAAAGCUUAACCCCCGAUACAUCGGUCCAUUUGAGAUCCUUGAAAGGAUUGAGGUUGUGGCUUAUCGUCUCAAGUUAACACCAGAACUUGAGAAGAUACAUGAAGUGUUUCAUGUAUCGAUGCUCAAGAAGUAUGUAUGAGAUCCGUCUCAUAUUUUUGAGAAACCACCGGUAGAGAUCCGUGAGGGCUUGCAAUAUGUUGUUGAACCGGUAAGGAUUGUUGGUCAACAAGUAAAGAAAUUGAGGAAUAAGGAUAUUCAUAUGGUAAAGGUUCUUUGGAGGAGUGCUCGAGUCGAAGAAGAGACCUGGGAGACCGAGGUCUCAAUGAGGGAGCAAUACCCAUUUCUUUUCGAUUAGACACGUGGAUUUUGAGGACGAAAUCCCAAAUAAGGGGGGAUGAACUUGUAACACCGUUCCCAAAUAUAUUUACUUUUAAGUAAAUGAUGUAAUGAACCUUAUGGAAUGAUUAAUGAAUUUACGAAGUUGUAAAUUUUUAUUAUUUCUUUCGCAUGAAUGUAAAUUGCACGUGGGACCCGCACUGGAAGCGGGGGGCCACCUGAUAAUCCUGAAACUAUAUAUUUUAUUCAUCUUGGUCUGGAUAAUAAUUAUAUGGUGGAGGAUAUAUUAUUUGAGCCAUAGAAAGGCCCAGGGUUGGCCGAUUGGUCAAAAAGCGGCCCAAUUGCCAGUACCGACAAAUUUAUCAGAUAACAGCCCGAAAAUGAAUUUCGGAGACUUCUAAAUUAAAGUUUUGGAAUAUAUAUUAUCUCAAAGGGACAUUAUGAUUGAGAGUAAGUAAUAUAUUUUAUUUGACCCGAUAAAAUAAAAUAUAAUUAAAACAGUCCGAAAAAUACAACUUUCGGGGCCAAAUGUACAAUUCGGGACAAGUUGGGAUGACCUCCCACAUGAGUGGGGGCCACCCCACGUUUUUGUGUGCUAAAUGGUUGACUUGGGGAGCUGCAUAGCAUGGAGGAGUGGCGUAAAAUGAGUGAGAGUGAUUGGUUGGUAUAGGAAUGACCUUAGGUGGACCUCCGCGCUCAAUUAUCUCACAAUUGAGACAAAAGAUACACAUCACCUCCCACCCCAAUCACUUAAUUCGGCCAGCACCAAGGAGAAAGGGAAAGAAUGCUCUGAAACUUCAUCUUCCAUAGCCAAAAUUCGAGCUCAACCUAAAGUAGUCCAAGGAGGAAGCAUACUACGGGUCCUUCAUAUGAUAUAUAGCUCAUAUAGUAGAAGAAAAAUAUAGGAAAAGUUAUAAUAAGGAACUUGAUUAAGGUAUUUCAAGAUCUUUCACAAAGUUGAGAGAGUCGCCGGAGUUGUCGCCGGAGUUUGUCAAAAGUCGCCGGAGUUUCGCCGGAGUUCAACCAAGAAUGGUAGAACUUCAUAGCGCUAAUUCGAGGUUGAAGCUAGGGCUUGCUACUUGCACCUUCUUACGGGUGAUAUCAACUUUAGGAAGACGUGGUUCAUGCUUCUUUAUUUUCUUUCAAACUACCGAACACUUGCUUAUGGAUAUUUGAUUUACUAUAAAACUAUUUUGGGACUUGCAUGCCUAUGUUGUUGGCCGGUUGUGGCUUAAGACUUACUGUUGAAUAUUUCCCUUAUUCAUUGGUUUAAAUGUGAUGUUGUUAUGUAUGUUUACUACUGAGUAUGGAUGGAUGGUUUUCUCGAACGCCUUGUAUGAUUAAGUGAGGUUGAAUCGCGGGUGAUGUCACUUGAUUAUACGGCGGUUGUACACGCGCUUAAAUUAUGGUCUGGGGCGUGACAUUUGCUAUGUCAUACUUUACGUUGCAAAGUAUGUAUGCCGUAAGAGAGUCAUUAGAAGAGAUGUUUGUCUCAAAAGAAUGGUCAGCUCAUCAUUUGUCCAGGACUGCGGAGGCAAAGAAGGUGAAACAGAUAUUGUUGAGAGAUAAAUACUUUUGGUUAAGCAUGGCUUAUGCCAUCAAGACAACAAAGCCAUUAUUUACUAUGUUGAGGAUGACAGACUCUGAGAAGAUGUCCUGUAUGGGAUUUUUGUAGAACGAGGAGGAGGGUCAUCAUAGUUUCCUUGGUGUUAAUGAAGACAAUUCUUUUGAUCUUGUAUUGGAUUGCAUUGGAUGAUGAUGAUGAUGAUGAUGAUGAUGAUGGGGGAAGUGCUAGUGGUUUUGAUCCCUAUUUCAAACCACUAGAUACACAAGAUCCGCUUUUCGACUCUUCAAUCUAAUAGGACUA